Alnus glutinosa is the source of this 1600-nucleotide messenger RNA. RefSeq names its product protein TUNICAMYCIN INDUCED 1. The record is from RefSeq and is a predicted model, not a curated record. The transcript has 3 exons. NCBI's taxonomy places the organism in Eukaryota, Viridiplantae, Streptophyta, Magnoliopsida, Fagales, Betulaceae. The coding region runs from base 222 to 1490 and encodes 422 amino acids.
CACACUCCACAAGAAUAUCUCCCGCCAACAAACCCCAUCCAAUCACGUUCCUCUCCGCAUCACACCCUCGCCUCCCAUUGGCCCGCGGCCGUCCACGUCAGCACCCCUCCAACCCCCUCCGCUCAACGAUAACAAACUCAAACUUAAUCCCCAACCCAAACCCAGUCCUUAUUAUUCAUCGCCGGACCCAAAAACUCUCCGAUCAAUCUCUACAGACUACAAUGGCUUCUCACUCGCUCUCUUUCCGAUCCCUCUUCUUAUUACUACUUCUCGCGAUCCAAACGGCGUCGUCCCGGGCUCUUCUUUCCUCGCCGGAUCUCAAUCCUCCCUACCCCAAAGCCAUCUCCGAUCUGAAGGAAGAGAUCUUGAAGGGACUGGGGUUUCAGGGGGAGGAUUUAAAGGUUUCGGGGUUCGAUGUGAAGGACGCGCAGGUGGGGCAUUCGGUGGCGUACGAGUUCGACGUGGAGAUUGACAACAAAGUCCUCCCCUUCAGGCUCUUGGAGGACGUCAACCGUUGGGACUACGUUGAUUUGCCACUAUUCCGACCCGUGGGCGACGAGAACGGGUUGAUAGAGACUCGGAAAUCCGGUCACGGGUUGCCGGUUCUGGCUCCGUUUCAGUUGGCCGGACCCAUGGAGCUCUGGAUCCAGGAUGCCAAAGAUAUGCGCCUCUCGCUACCGCAUGAUGUGGAUGCCGGUGUCUUGAAGAAAGUGAUUUUAGCAGAUGGUGCAGUUGUUACUGUCAAGGGUGCAAGAUCAGUUAGCCUUCGUCACCCGCUUGAUCUUCCACUCCCUUUGAACCGAACCCAAAAUGGAUUUGCAUCUGGUCUUCUAGCCUUGGCCGAACGGCUCCGCCACGCUUCCCGCAGUCAAGUCGCUCCACUCCUCUCCCUUCGCAUUGUUGGUGCUACGUCUCUCUCAAGCCUGACCUCAUCGUCCCACUCAUCCGCUAACAGACUCAGGCUGAAGCGCCUUGCACCAGGGUUGGUGGAGUUAUCCUCACCAUCAAAGGCCCUUUCCCCUGUUUCUCUGCAAGAAGAAUCCACCACCCUUCUCACGCCAAGUCAUUUCGCCACAAUGUGGCCCCUUCCUUCCAUUAACGGCUCAAACUCAAACUUGCUUGGUUUUGAGGCACUGCUCUCUUCUGUGCUGGGUCCUAAGGCUAACCAGAAAGGUUCCUUCCGGCUGUUGAAGGCCGACGUGUUGGCGCAGACGUUUGUAAAGAUAGGGUUUGGGGUUGAGAAGAAGUUGAAAGAAGGAGAUGGGAUUGAUUUGAAGGGUUAUCCCGAGUGGAGGACAAAGCCGGAGACAGUUAGAAUGCAUUUUGAGGUUCUGGCGAAGGUUGAUGGCGAGAAGGUUGUUCCAGAGAGAAUCAUGCAAGUUAACCCUGUUACUGUGGAGGAUACGGUGGCACAAAAUCUGGUUGUGGGGAAUGUGACAAUGUCAACUACCCCUAUUAUUCACCCUCCCCCCGACCCUUUUGCCUUGUAAAUUGCUUGAAGGGGUUUAAUUUUGUUUUGAGUUACCGGAAGAAAGUGUAAAGAUGAAAGUCUUGUUUUUCUUCUGCUUCUUUUUAUAUAUAUACACAUGUGAUGAGUUAG